UAUGACGACGGGUCCAUUAAACCUUUUAGGGCUGCAGAGGGAGUAGAAGCAGAUUAUGUGCUCAAGUGUUGUUUCGCAGACUGCCAAGCACUAUGUGGGCCAGUUAGAUGGAGAAAUAGUCACCAUACAACCCGGCUGGAUGUCGUCUUUCGCCGCUUUUAACUUAACAGGAGUACUACGCAGGGAACAGCUGGUGUGGUAGAUUAUGAGUGAGGUGGUUUGCACAAGGUCCCAGGAGGAGUAUGAGGAUGACUUUGAGAAGGAUCUGGACUGGCUGAUCAGUGAGGAAGGCCGGAGUGAGGACCAGGGUCCUGACUACGAUGACAUUGAGGCAGACAUUGACAAAGAACUGGAGGAGGAUGAGAAACAGCAAAGAAUGAAACGAAAGGAGAGAAGCUACAAAGAGGAGAAGAAAGGCAACAAAACAGAGGAGUUAGAGGAAGAUGAAGAGAGGUGGCCUUCACCUAUGGAGCCCUUGGAGUAUGACUCUGACAGAGACAGCCCAAAUAAGUCAUCACCUAUAGUCCCACCUCCUCCAGGGAUGGAUGACCAGACAGAUGAGGAGAAGAAGUACAUUCUGGAUAAGAUCCAGCAGGCAAACCGGGAGCUGCAGGACCAGGAAGCUCCAGAUAUGACGAGGCGCAGGCGCCUGCAUUUUAAAGAGACGCUGGUGGACCUGGUGGUGCCCCCGCUGCAGUUUGGCAAAAGCAGUGAGGUGGAAGGGGGAAACGAGAACAAGGAUAGAGCAAAGGAUACAGAGGUAGAGACUGAAGUGUCAGGGAAGCUCUCUGAGCUAAAGCUUUCCUUGCGGGAGGAAAGAGUAGGAUCUGGAGGAUCUGGCAGGGCUGGGGAGAGCAGUUAUGGAGGGCAGGAGGUAAAGGAGGGCAGAGUCCUUGUAGAAAAAGAUGGAAAGUUUGACCUGGUCAGCUUGAAAGAGGUGGAGAGUCAAGGACUUCUCCCUCCUAUCACAAACAACUACAACGACUACUCCCGCUCGUCCCCACAGACUGUGAGCUCCAGUAAGAUCCACAGUUCUUCCUCUUCCUCCUCUCCUCGUUCUCGUGCCGGCUCUUCCCCCUUCCAGCAGGACUUUGAUCACCUCCGGGCCCCCAGACCUCCAUUGCAGCCCAAGAGCAGGCCCAGCUCAGCCAGCCACAGCCAGAGAGGGAGCCAAAUGAGAGGCAGCAAGCGGCGGGUGCAGUCAGCUACUGGGACGCCCUUCCAGACCACCUACACCCUCUCCUCCCAACAGAAAGAGCUGCUGAACAGGAUUCAGGAAAGGAAGGAAAAGCUGGCUAGAGAGGCAGAGCAGAUGAAACGUGAGGAGGAGGAGCAGAAGAGGCAGGAGAACGAGCUGGCGUUCAAGGCCUGGCUGAUGAGGAAGAGAGACCAGCUUCAGCAGGAGAGAAGGAUCCAACGAGCUCAGGAGAUGGAAAAGAUGAAUUCUAAGAGAGACUCUUCACAGAGUGACUCGGAGGAGGCCUUCAGGUUGUGGCUUCAGAGGAAGCAGGACCAGCAGCAGAAAGAGAGACAGCUGGUGGAGCUGAAGAAGCUCGAGGAGGACAGUGGUUAUUUCUUACGCAGCCGCGAGGAGUGUGAACGUGCCUUCAAACUGUGGGUGAGGCGAAAGCGGGCGGAGAAGCGAGCAGAGCAGCAGGCGGCUCGAGAACGCUCCCGCAGGUUAGUGCUGGAGGAGCGGCGAGCGAGACGCAUGCGGGACCUACUGUGUACUGUCAAUGAAACCAAGCCAUUCAGAUUCACAGAGCAGCUGGCCUACCGCUUCUGAACCGCACACACCCACCAUGACCGCUGAGUUCACACAGCAUCACCUGAAACUGGAUUAGAUUCCAUUCAGAUGCUACAGAUCUGUUCAUUUAAUUACAGUCUGGACAACACAAGAAUUGGUGUGAAACAUAAUACAUACAUUAUUCUGUCUGUAGUUGUUGCUAGGGUUUUGUUUUAACCUUUCUAUUUAUUUGCUGUUAAAGCACAUUUCUUAAAAACAGCUUACCGCAGUGACCUCUACUCAGUGUGAAAAAUAUGUGUGAUAGGUGAAUGAUUUUUUUUUUGCUGUAUUUACAGGCAGGUGCACUUUAAUUUAAAUGGAGCUCUUAACAAACUGCAGUGAUGUGCAGCUUAAAUACAAGGGCAGAACCAUUUCUAACUGUAUGCCUUUGAUCAGAGAGUAUUUGGUUACAUAUAUAUAUAUAUAAUACAAGGAUACUUUACUUUGUAAGAGGUUACAUGAACUGAUGUAACUGUAAAGGAAUUAAAUAUAUAUCUUUAAGAAGAAACUACUGUUAUGAAUAAUAUGAAUAAAAUCAUUUUUCAGUUUUAGUUGAAUGAAUGAAGUUAAAUGUUAUGCUGAACAGUAAAACAUGAAAAAAUAAAACAAAAACACACAACUGAAUAUAGAUUUAGAAUAUUUUUAAUUUAUAGGCAUGUACACAUACAUUUUUGUUUGCUACAGCAUUUCAAAAUAAAACAUCAGUGAAACAAAAGUGGCCAACCUCAUAAAACGACAGGAUUAAGUUUCUGGUUAGCAUUUUAAAUGUAUGCAGAAAAACAAAGCUACUCUUUGUUUGUCUCUUUCCGUUGGAUUUACAGUGCACGACUCGGCCUAUCAUCUGUAUCAUCAACACAAAUAUCAAGAAAUAAAAGACCUUAACAAA
Seriola aureovittata is the source of this 2672-nucleotide messenger RNA. RefSeq names its product coiled-coil domain containing 181 (gene ccdc181). The record is from RefSeq and is a predicted model, not a curated record. NCBI's taxonomy places the organism in Eukaryota, Metazoa, Chordata, Actinopteri, Carangiformes, Carangidae. Gene Ontology annotation, molecular function: microtubule binding. Bases 206 to 1786 code for a protein of 526 amino acids. The transcript is spliced from 6 exons.